Messenger RNA from Hirsutella rhossiliensis, 2319 nucleotides. Its product is annotated as diphthamide synthase domain-containing protein. The record is from RefSeq and is a predicted model, not a curated record. Gene Ontology annotation, biological process: protein histidyl modification to diphthamide. The coding region runs from base 1 to 2319 and encodes 772 amino acids. Lineage: Eukaryota; Fungi; Ascomycota; Sordariomycetes; Hypocreales; Ophiocordycipitaceae. The transcript has a single exon. Gene Ontology annotation, molecular function: diphthine-ammonia ligase activity.
AUGGCGCCCGAACAACGCCUCCGCGUGAUCGCCCUGGUCUCGGGCGGCAAGGACAGCUUCUACAGCCUGCUGCACUGCAUGCGCCUCGGGCACGGCGUCGUCGCCCUGGCCAACCUCUACCCGACGACAGGCGACGAGGACCUGAAUAGCUUCAUGUACCAGACCGUCGGCCACGAGGUGGUGCCCCUGUACGCCACCGCCACGGGCAUCCCGCUGUAUCGCCAGCCCAUCCUGGGCCGUGCCGCGUGCCACGCGCGCGACUACCAGCACCCUGGCCGGCAGCACGAGGCCGACGACGAUGAGACAGAGUCCAUGGUGCCCCUGCUCCGCGCCGUCAUGGCUCGCCACCCAGAGGCCAACGCCCUGUGCUCGGGCGCCAUCCUCUCCACCUACCAGCGCACCCGCGUCGAGUCCGUCGCCCUGCGCCUCGGCCUCGUCCCGCUGGCCUACCUGUGGAAGUACCCCGUGCUGCCGCCGCCCGCCGACGACGUCCAGCUGCUACGUGACAUGGCCGCCGCCGGGCUCGAGGCCCGCAUCGUCAAGGUGGCCAGCGCCGGGCUUGACGAGUCGCGCCUGUGGGAGCCGGUCACGACUCCCGCCGGCGCCCUUGCCGUCCAGCGCGCUGUGCAGAGGUUUGGCGGUGCCGCACAAGGCGCCGCUCUGGGCGAGGGGGGCGAGUUUGAGACCAUUGUUCUCGACGGCCCGCCCGAGCUGUUCAAGAUGCGCAUUGCCGUGCCCGACGACGGCAGGACCAUCGUGGCGGAGGGAGGCGGCGCUUCGUGGAUGAUGCUGCGCGGUGCGUACCUUGAGGAGAAGCUUGUCCAGCCGCCGCAUCGAGAGUUGCCCGUCCGGACGCCGGCUCUGCUCGACGCCGGCUUCGAAGUCGUUCUGCGGGCGAUUCCAUGUGACCGUCGCGUGGUUCCGGAGCCGAGCGGCGCAGCCAAGUCUUUCCUCCUCGGCAGCUCUGUUCCCCCGCUCCAAGGGGGCCGCGGGUUUCUGCAGUGGUCCAUCAUGGCCGAUGCAAGCUUCGCCGGGGGCUCCAUCGAGGAGGAGACGAUCCACGUCGUCGACAAGAUCAGAAGUGCACUCUCCUCCGUGGCUCGGAACCCUGCCCAAAUCACGAGCACCAUCAUCGUACUGGCGGACAUGUCCGACUUCUCCAAGGUCAACGACGAAUACAAGAAACUCUUCACCGAGCCAAACCCGCCGUCGCGAGUCACCAUCUCCUGCGGCCGUCUCUUGCCGGCCGGGCGCAGGAUCGUGAUACACGUCGCGAUGCCGGACGCGGUGCUGGGGCGAGGCGAGAGAAACGGGCUUCACGUCCAGGCACGCUCCUUCUGGGCCCCUGCCAACAUCGGCCCCUACAGCCAGGCCAUCGACGUGCCGGCAGCGACGGGGCUCAGGGCCGUCUACGUGGCCGGGCAGAUCCCCCUCGUGCCUGCGUCCAUGCGCUUGCCGCCUGCGGGGGAGAGGGCCUUGCACGAGCAGCUUGUGCUCUCGCUGCAGCACCUGUGGAGGAUCGGCGUCGAGAUGAAGGUCCAGUGCUGGACCAGCGCCGUCGCCUACUUUGCCAAGUCGUCUUCAGCCGACGCCAUGGUGCAUCAGGUCAAGCUCGCCUCUGAAGCCUGGAGCCUGCUCCACGUGCCCCCAGAGGACGACGACGACGACGACGACGACGACAGUGGCCCUGAUCUGUGGGAUCUCAAGUACAACCAUGCAUACAAGUCACGGGGAUACGGUGACACGCAGAGCGCCAACACGGCCCUGCCCGACUGCACCAUCUUUACGCUCCGGCAGCAAAAGGAACCCGAGACUUGCGUCCCGCCCAUGUUUGCGGUCGAGGUUGAGAGCCUGCCGCGGGAGUCGGACGUCGAGUGGCACGCCCACAUGGGGCUUGGACACAUCGACACGGCUUGUGCAGAGAUGAUGUGUCUGCCUGGAGACGGGGACAGCAGAGGCUGGGGCAGCUGGCACACGAUUGUCCGCAGUGGCGAUGCCAUCCUCGUGCACACCGUCGUGGCCUGCGGACUCGCCGAGAGCGACCCCCGGAACCUCGAGGAGCAAACGCUGGCCAGCGUUUACAGAGCAUCGCUCCGGGGCGUCGGACUCGAUGCAAAGCUGUCGUGCCCCGACGACGCCCCGUACCUCGCCUACGUGGACGCGGCUUGCCUCCCGGGGGGCUUGUGGCAGGACACAGGCACACGGAAGGGCAAUGAGCUGACGUUUGAACCGAUCCCGUGCCACUCUAUUUGGUCGCCGCAGGCCGAGAGGCUCGGGUGCGUAGCCUUGUAUCGGGCGACGAUGGUUGCCUCGCCGUAG